GGCGCUGCAGAACAACAAAACAGAUAAGACACAGAAGAAGAACAGUUCACAGGUUAUGUUUGGUUGUUAGGGCUGUCAAAAUGUCUGGCCAUGACCAUCUGGCUUUCUGCUUAUGUGAAAUAACAAGGUUAUUGUGGUCAUUGCUACUUCCACUAUUGUUUCUGUGCGUACUUUUGACGGCCGCACUGGUCCUACUCGUCGUUGGUGUGCGCUUCUGGCUGCAGGCCAACAGGAACGCAAGGAUAGCACGCGAUGGACGUCCUACAGUGGCCUUCUUCCACCCUUACUGCAACGCUGGUGGCGGCGGCGAGAGAGUUCUCUGGUGCUCCUUAAGAGCUCUGCAGAAUAGGUAUCCAGACCUGUCUUUCGUGGUAUACACGGGCGACCAGGGCGUGACCAGCCAUCAGAUUCUGGACGGAGCUAGUCGACGCUUCAACAUCCAGCUUCCACGACCGGUCCAGUUUGUUUUCCUGAGGCACCGUCUGCUAGUGGAGGCCAGCCUUUUCCCUCACUUCACCCUGCUUGGACAGAGUGUGGGCUCCAUCUUCCUGGGCUGGGAGGCCCUCACAGAGUUUGUCCCCGACCUCUACAUAGACUCCAUGGGCUAUGCCUUCACCUUGCCCCUGUUCCGCUACCUUGGAGGUUGCAGAGUAGCCAGCUAUGUGCACUAUCCCACUAUCAGCACAGACAUGCUGUCUGUGGUGCAGGAGAGGAACCCCAGGUUCAACAAUGCAGACUUCAUCUCUAACAACCUAUUCCUGAGUGCAGUCAAGGUGGUGUACUACUGCCUGUUUGCCCUUCUCUACGGUAUGGCUGGCUCCUGCAGUGACGUUGUCAUGGUCAACUCCACCUGGACCUUGGACCAUAUCCUGGCACUAUGGCGCGCCCCCAACCGCACCAGCGUGGUGUACCCCCCCUGCGAUGUCCAAGCCUUCCUCAACGUCCCACUGGAGGAGGAAGGAGACAGGAAGUCCCACUCCAUUGUUUCCAUUGGACAGUUCCGGCCGGAGAAGGACCAUAAGUUGCAGAUCCGGGCCUAUGGGAAACUACUGGAGAAAAGGAGGGCCGGGCCUGGGGGGCAGGAGGCGCUGAGGCUGGUUCUGAUUGGUGGCUGUCGGAACGAGGAGGACGAGGAUAGGGUGCUGAUGCUGAGGGGGCUGUGCCAGGAGUUGGGAAUCGCAGACAAGGUGGAGUUCAAACUGAACAUUCCCUUUCAGGAGCUGAAGAGAGAGUUGGGGGAGGCCACCAUUGGUCUGCACACCAUGUGGAACGAACACUUUGGCAUAGGUGUUGUGGAGUGUAUGGCAGCAGGCACGGUCAUCCUAGCACACAAGUCCGGAGGCCCCAAGCUGGAUAUCGUGGUGCCCCACGAGGGCGGACCGACAGGCUUCCUGGCCGACGAUGAGGACAGCUACGUGGACGCCAUGGGGACGAUCCUGGGCAUGGCCCCCUCGGCUCGCCUGGAGAUCCGCCGCAACGCCCGCCAGUCUGCGGCUCGCUUCUCCGACCAGGAGUUUGAGGCCUGCUUCCUGGCCGCCAUGGAGCCUCUAAUGGGCCUACAUCUGGCACGGUAA
This is a messenger RNA of Osmerus eperlanus (European smelt), 1574 nucleotides long. RefSeq names its product ALG11 alpha-1,2-mannosyltransferase (gene alg11). Bases 81 to 1574 code for a protein of 497 amino acids. Lineage: Eukaryota; Metazoa; Chordata; Actinopteri; Osmeriformes; Osmeridae. Gene Ontology annotation, cellular component: endoplasmic reticulum membrane. The record is from RefSeq and is a predicted model, not a curated record. The transcript is spliced from 5 exons. Gene Ontology annotation, biological process: protein N-linked glycosylation. Gene Ontology annotation, molecular function: GDP-Man:Man(3)GlcNAc(2)-PP-Dol alpha-1,2-mannosyltransferase activity.